AUGUUUUAUGUUGAACCGAGUGUCGGUCAGCCAUGGCCUCAUCCACAACAGAUGAUGUCAUCUGAACAACGUUUAGCCGUUCAUCCCGCUGCAUUUCAUUUUUUAAUCAAUGCGACUAGUCAACGAUGUGAUUUAUUAGUAGAUGCAUUUGAUCGAUAUUAUCGACUUAUAUUUUAUCCACAAACAUAUCUUAAAUAUGUCUUGAAUAAAAAAGCAUCAUCAUGUGAUGAACCAAUUAUUGAAUUACCAAUGUUAAAUACAUUGACAGAUACACCAUUAUUAAAACGAUUAAAUGUCAAUGUACAACAACCGUGCGAUCAUUGGCCAAGUUUAGAAUCAAAUGAAUCAUAUUCACUCAUAAUCCAAGGUGAUCAUGGUGUAUUAGAUGCUGUGACAGUGUGGGGAGCUCUCAGAGGAUUAGAAACAUUUAGUCAAUUAAUUUAUCCUGAUGAUGAUCUCUUAUUUGCCAUUAAUGAAACAAAAAUUACUGAUUAUCCACGAUUUCAACAUCGUGGUCUAUUAAUAGACACAUCACGUCAUUUCAUAUCGGUUAAUACAUUGAAAAUGAAUUUGGACGCAAUGGCUCAAAGUAAAAUGAACGUAUUUCAUUGGCACAUAGUUGAUGAUCAAUCAUUUCCAUACGAUAGUCGAGCAUUUCCAGAAAUGAGUGAUGAGGGUGCAUAUGAUGAAACACAUGUUUAUUCACAAGGUGAUGUUGCUGAUAUUAUCGAGUUUGCACGCGAACGUGGUAUUCGUGUACUGGCUGAGUAUGAUUCACCAGGUCACACUCUUUCAUGGGGCAAAGCAGUUGACAUAUUGACGAAAUGUUAUAGCGGUGGAAAACCAGACAAUGAAUUUGGACCAAUGGAUCCAAGUAGAAAUUCUACAUAUGAUUUUUUAAAAACUUUCUUUGGUGAAUUAGCUGAUGUAUAUCCAGAUCAUUAUAUUCAUUUGGGAGGUGAUGAAGUUAGUUUUGAUUGCUGCAAUCCCGAUGUCCAAGCUUUUAUGGCAAAUAUGAAAUUUGGAACUGACUAUUCACUACUUGAACAAUAUUAUAUGCAAAAUUUGGUUAAUAUUGUUGGUUCAACGGGUAAAGGUUACGCCGUUUGGCAAGAGAUUAUCGAUAAUAAUGUGACAGUUAAAGCUGAUACAGUAGUUGAAGUAUGGAAGGAUCCAUAUCCGGAAGAAAUGGCUCGUGUUACUAAGCUCGGUUAUCGUACAAUAUUAUCAACAUGUUGGUAUUUGAAUUAUAUAUCAUACGGAUCCGAUUGGGUACAAUAUUAUAAAUGUGAUCCAUACAACUUCAACGGUACAGAUGAUCAGAAAAGAUUAGUCAUAGGAGGAGAAGCAUGCAUGUGGGGAGAGUAUGUUGAUGCCACAAAUGUAAUAACAAUUACAUGGCCUCGUGCGUCGGUUGUUGCCGAAAGAUUAUGGUCAUCAAUCGACACAAAAGAUCCAAAUGCAGCUAUUCCAAGACUUGAAGAACACCGAUGUCGUUAUUUAAGACGUGGUAUUCCAGCAGAACCAAUUAAUGGACCAUCUUUCUGUCAAUAUGAAUAUAGACCAUGA
Messenger RNA from Didymodactylos carnosus, 1569 nucleotides. Lineage: Eukaryota; Metazoa; Rotifera; Eurotatoria; Philodinida; Philodinidae. The record is from the annotation of a GenBank genome assembly.